This is a messenger RNA of Cryptomeria japonica (Japanese cedar), 1986 nucleotides long. RefSeq lists its product as uncharacterized. The record is from RefSeq and is a predicted model, not a curated record. Gene Ontology annotation, molecular function: methyltransferase activity; RNA binding. The coding region runs from base 98 to 1777 and encodes 559 amino acids. Lineage: Eukaryota; Viridiplantae; Streptophyta; Pinopsida; Cupressales; Cupressaceae. Gene Ontology annotation, biological process: regulation of DNA-templated transcription; RNA methylation. The transcript has 16 exons.
CUUAAAGAACUUUUUUGUAGUUAUCAUUGAGGUGGGGAAAGAGUUUUGAGUGGAGAUAAAAUUUUGUUUGGAAAGAAGCGGUGGAAGUGUCACUGGCAUGGCUCGCCCUGAUUUCUUUUACAGUGGCAUUUCCAGAACAAGUCGUCCACAUGAGGUCUUCCGCCUCUCCUCCUGUAAUCCCACAAACUCUCUGCAAACACGCACCUCACAUCUAUUACUUUGCACAACAUCCCUCAUUGCCACCGAACAAGGAAAUUCUUCCAAACCUGCAAAACACCGUCACAGACCAAGGAAAUCAAAGUCCAAAUCCGUGGAUAAACCAAAGGAAUUAAAGGCAAAAUUUGUUGAUAAGUCAAAGAAAUUAUACUCCAAUGUUUCGCCUCACAGAGCAGCUUCUGCAGUGCGGUUAUUGAGGAUAGAUGAGCAAGGAGCGUAUGCGGACUUGCUAAACGCCCACAAUAGCGAAAUUAAAUACAUUCACAAUACUUUAGGAUUCCGCAUCAAGCCGCUCGAUGCAAGGGACGCUAGACUGGUAACAGAUAUUGUUGCAGGUGUUCUACGGUGGAAGCGUUAUCUAGAUUAUCUGAUAUUUUCACUGUACAGGCAGACAAAAAGAGCUAAUGAAAUAGAACCUCUUCUUCAGCAGAUACUUCGAAUUGGUGUCUAUGAAAUUGUUAAGCUAGGCAUGCCACCAUAUGCUGUAGUCAAUGAGAAUGUGACACUUGCAAAAGCAGCACUGAGAGCUGGUGCUGGUAACAUGGUUAAUGCAAUUCUCCGAAAGAUAGUUUCUUGUAAGGAAAAUGAUACACUUCCCUUACCAGCAGUUGAAGGUGAUUCCCGCUCAAAAGCACGUGCCCUUGCAGUAAUAUAUUCACAUCCAGUUUGGAUGGUAAGGCGUUGGAUGUCUUAUCUAGAACUAGAAGCAAUGAUUAAUCUGAUGGAAUGGAAUAAUGAUCCGCCUUGCUUCAGUCUUAGAGCAAAUAACAACAAAGGAAUCUCAAGAGACGUUCUAGUAGUCUUGCUAAACAAGCUAGAGGUCCCAUACAAGUUAUCUCCCUACUUGGAAGAGUUUGUUCAUCUCACAACUGGAUUGCAGAAUGUUAUCCAAGCUGGAUUGAUAAAAGAAGGGACAUGUGCAGUACAGGAUGAAAGUGCAGGACUAGUAGUUUCUGUUGUUGAUCCUCAACCAGGGGAAACUAUUGUUGAUUGUUGUGCCGCACCUGGAGGGAAGACUUUGUUCAUGGCAUCACGUCUGCAGGGUCAAGGGAAAAUAAUUGCAAUUGAUAUAAAUCAAGGACGCUUACGAAUGGUUGAAGAGGCAGCAAUAAUACAAGCUUUAGAUAGUGUUGUAACUACUUGUCACAAUGAUAUUUGUGACUUUGUUCAGGUUGGAACCUCUAUACAGGCUGACAAAGUUCUACUUGAUGCUCCUUGUAGUGGGCUCGGUGUCCUUCGUAAGAAACCAGAUUUGCGUUGGAAGAGAUCACUGAAGGAUUUAGAGCAGCUGAUGUUAUUACAAGACAAGCUCUUGGAUGCAGCCUCCUUGUUGGUAAAGCCUGGAGGCAUUUUAGUUUACAGUACUUGCUCAAUAGACCCAGGAGAAAACAAGGAACGUGUCGAAUCAUUUCUUAGUAGACACCCAGAGUUCAUUGUUGAAUCAGUAAAGAAACUUGUUCCAGAUGAGUUCGUAUCUGAGGAGGGAUUCUACUUCUCGCAUACAAGUAAUCAUUUUCUUGAUGGUGCAUUUGCAGCACGCCUGUAUCGUAUUACCAACUAAAUUCAAAUGAAACAUUUUAUUUCUUUGAAAUUGUAAAAUAAACAAUCUAAUUAUUGAAAAAAGAAAAAAAAGAAAAAAAAGGAAUCCAAUUUUGACCAUGUAAUGGAUGCAUCUACAAAAUGAAAAGCAAAUGCUUAAUUAACAGGCAUUAUUUGUUAUUGUGUACAGACUUAUAUAGGCAAUCAAUCCACGUUCUUAUCGUGCAAGUA